Messenger RNA from Vespa mandarinia (Asian giant hornet), 1604 nucleotides. RefSeq names its product alpha/beta hydrolase domain-containing protein 17B. The record is from RefSeq and is a predicted model, not a curated record. Gene Ontology annotation, molecular function: palmitoyl-(protein) hydrolase activity. Gene Ontology annotation, cellular component: endosome membrane; plasma membrane. Gene Ontology annotation, biological process: protein depalmitoylation. Lineage: Eukaryota; Metazoa; Arthropoda; Insecta; Hymenoptera; Vespidae.
GAGGGAACGCGCGCGCGAGAGAGAGAGAGAGAGAAAGAGACAGAGAGAAAGAAAGAGAGAGAAAGGCCAGCAGGAGGGCAAAAGUCGUUCCUUUUGCGAGUCGUGUCAUGGCUGCAUCGUCGUCGUGAGAGAAAGAGAGACUGGUAGCGUGCGCGUUGAACAGAGAACACGAGUGGGAGAGAGAGAGAGAGAGAGAAAGAGGGAGAGAGAGGGAGAGGAAGGAACGAGUGCACACGAGAGAGAGAGAGAGAGAGAGAGAAAGAAAGAAAGAAAGAAAGAGAGUGCGUGAACGAAGAAAGAGAGGGAGUAAAAAUCUGGAGAUAAUGAAAUGACGGUGCGUUCGAGCGAGUAGGCGCGAAAACGUUAGUGCGCGCUAAGAAAUCGGGUGCGUGUGUCUCUGAUUAAACGAGAGAGGAAGAAAGAAAGAAAGAAAGAAAGAGUGAGUGAGUGAUUGAGUGAGCGAGCGAGAGCGAGAGAGAUAGAGAGAAAGAGAGAGAUAGAGAGGAGAGGAGAGGAAAGAGAGAGAGAGAGAGAGAGAAAAGAAUCGACGACGUGUUUUUCCCGAUGCGGAAGCUCGUCCGAGUAUACGCGAUAGAGGGUGCUUUCGCGCGUGCUUAAAAAACCACUCUCUCCUUUCUUAUCGCGUUAUAACGAUGAACAACUUCAACUUCAGUGAAUUGUGUUGCCUGUUUUGCUGUCCGCCCUGCCCAUCGAGAAUCGCCGCGAAGCUAGCGUUCCUACCGCCGGAACCAACGUACACGUUCAUCGAGGACGAGGGCUCCUCGAAGUUUACGAUCUCUCUGUCGGAACGUGCCGAGUGGCAAUAUAACGAGAGAGAACUGGAAUCGGUCGAAGGUUUUUACGCGAGGACGUCUAGGGGCAAUCGUAUAGCAUGCGUUUUCGUACGUUGUUCGGCAACGGCACGUUUCACCUUAUUAUUCUCUCACGGGAACGCCGUCGAUCUUGGCCAGAUGUCUAGCGUCUAUCUCGGACUUGGCUCCAGGAUAAAUUGUAAUAUAUUCAGUUACGAUUAUUCGGGAUACGGGUUGUCGAAUGGCAAGCCCUCCGAGAAGAACCUCUACGCCGACAUAGACGCUGCGUGGCACGCUCUAAGGACGCGAUACGGUAUCAGCCCGGAAAAUAUAAUCCUCUAUGGUCAAAGUAUCGGAACCGUGCCCACCGUCGAUCUUGCAACAAGAUACGAGGUUGGCGCGGUCGUUCUGCAUUCGCCGCUCAUGUCCGGCAUGCGUGUUGCAUUUCGAAGCACUAAGAGAACUUGGUUCUUCGACGCCUUUGCCAAUAUAGAUAAGGUACCCAAAGUAACAUCUCCUGUUUUGGUUAUUCAUGGUACUUCAGACGACGUUAUAGAUUUCAGUCAUGGACAGGCUAUUUAUGAAAGAUGUCCAAGAGCUGUGGAACCAUUAUGGAUCGAUGGAGCUGGUCAUAAUGAUGUAGAACUUUACAAUCAAUAUUACGAACGGCUGAAGCAAUUUGUAAGCAUAGAGUUGGUAAACUGACGGCGACUCAGCCUCUCCCAGAGUCAGGGGGGGCCGGGAGGUGGAGAUACACAAGUUAGUAGUCAGAGCCGUAGUACCGCAAAUGAU